GGAAAUAAAAUUUUCAUUCAAUUCAAGAAAAUGCUGACUACAUAUUGGAAUUCAAUUUUUACAGGUGCUCCUUACUAGAGAAUUGAAUAUUUAGAUGGAGAAACCUUCAAUUCUUGGUUUCAUUUUAGCUAUUCUCUAUUUCAUAACAACAGAACUUGCAUGUAAUGGUCAUACUCGUAUCGAGAACAAUGUUCAAUCUGAACAAAAGGCUCUUAUUGACUUCAAAAGUGGUCUCAAAGAUCCCAACAAUCGGCUUUCAUCAUGGAAAGGAAGCAAUUAUUGCUCCUGGCAAGGAAUUAGUUGUGAAAAUGGCACAGGAUUUGUCAUUUCAAUUGAUCUUCAUAACCCUUAUCCUCGUGAGAAUGUAUAUGAGAACUGGAGCUCUAUGAACUUAAGUGGAGAAAUUAGUCCUUCAUUGAUAAAACUCAAGUCUUUGAAAUAUCUAGAUUUGAGUUUCAACUCAUUCAAAGCCAUGUCAGUUCCUCAAUUCUUUGGGUCUCUGGAGAAUUUAAUAUAUCUAAACUUAUCGGGUGCUGGGUUUAGUGGAUCAAUUCCUUCAAAUUUAAGGAAUCUUUCUAGCUUGCAAUAUCUCGAUCUUUCUUUUAAGCAUCUUUACGAUAUUGAUUCUGAGUAUCUUUACAAUAUUGAUUCUGAAUAUUUUAAUAAUUUAUUUGUUGAAAAUAUUGAAUGGAUGACUGGCCUUAUUUCCUUGAAGUAUCUUGGUAUGAAUUAUGUUAACCUUUCAUUGGUAGGAAGUCGGUGGGUUGAGGUGGCAAACAAGCUUCCAAGUUUAACUGAGUUGCAUCUAGGUGGUUGUAGCCUCUUUGGCUCAUUUCCAUCUCCAAGCUUUGUUAAUUUUACUUCACUUGCUGUUAUAGCUAUCAACUCUAACCACUUCAAUUCCAAGUUUCCUGAAUGGCUUUUAAAUGUCAGCAACCUUGUAUCCAUUGAUAUAAGUGGCAAUCAAUUAUAUGGGAGAAUUCCACUUGGUCUUGGUUCAAUUCCCAGCCCCAUUGGAAACUUUUGCAACUUAAAAUAUCUGGAUUUGGGGGGUAAUUACUUGAAUGGAAGUUUACCUGAGAUUAUCAAAGGACUUGAAACCUGCAGUUCUAAAAGUCCUUUGCCUAAUCUAGAAGUUCUAAAUUUGGCUGAUAAUGAAUUACAGGGUCCAAUUCCAAGCUCCAUUGGAAACUUUUGCAACUUAAAAUAUCUGGAUUUGGGGGGUAAUUACUUGAAUGGAAGUUUACCUGAGAUUAUCAAAGGACUUGAAACCUGCUAAAAGUCCUUUGCCUAAUU
Vitis riparia (riverbank grape) is the source of this 1296-nucleotide messenger RNA. RefSeq names its product receptor-like protein EIX1. The record is from RefSeq and is a predicted model, not a curated record. Gene Ontology annotation, molecular function: protein binding. The coding region runs from base 95 to 1279 and encodes 394 amino acids. The transcript is spliced from 3 exons. NCBI's taxonomy places the organism in Eukaryota, Viridiplantae, Streptophyta, Magnoliopsida, Vitales, Vitaceae.